Echinostoma caproni is the source of this 474-nucleotide messenger RNA. Lineage: Eukaryota; Metazoa; Platyhelminthes; Trematoda; Plagiorchiida; Echinostomatidae. The record is from the annotation of a GenBank genome assembly.
AUGGAGCUCCCAACGAUUGAGCAACUGAACCUGCAAACAAGUCCAUCCGAGAUCGAGGAAUGGGUCGAACGAUUCGAGCUGUGGUGCAGCAUUCGCAAAGGUGAUCUGUGGGCAACACGACGACCUGAUGAAAGCCACUUCCAGCGAAUCAGUCACAUUAUUCCAACGGCAGAAGACACGACCAAAUCGACCUCCAUUGCCCAAGUGUAUACCGAAGCUGCAGCACGACUCUCCAGGCAACGAGAAACGUAUCAAUCCCUGUUUGUCAUGUGGAGCUUACNGCUUACCAUCUGCGCCCCAAUUGCCGCUUCCGAAAUGCCAAGUGUCAUGCAUGCGGAAAACUUGGCCACAUUCGGCGUGUGUGUAAACAACCCCGUUGUAAUCUUGCACAAUCAACUGCUUCGAAUGACACAAAGCUUGUGCCCUCUCUACGAUCCGAAAGCCAACGCACUCAAUUCCUAUACACAGAUGUGA